Messenger RNA from Microdochium trichocladiopsis, 1084 nucleotides. RefSeq lists its product as uncharacterized. NCBI's taxonomy places the organism in Eukaryota, Fungi, Ascomycota, Sordariomycetes, Xylariales, Microdochiaceae. The transcript has a single exon. Bases 1 to 627 code for a protein of 208 amino acids. The record is from RefSeq and is a predicted model, not a curated record.
AUGGAAGAGUCAACGACUGUCACCGCGACCUCGAUUGAAGUGCAAUGUCCCACCUGUAAGAAUUUCUCCUCUACGGGUCCCUACGCAAUCUUCCAUCGGCAGCUGCUAAUCGAUAAGAUAGGCAGCGAUAGGUUCUUGUAUGAGAUGCAGGGGCAAGUGAGCCGAGCCAACCAGGGCAUGGAGUCGGAACCGGAGCUGGGCCCGGAGCUGCAGUCAGAGAUUAAGCCCCUCGAGCGAGUGGGGUCUGCUGGGCCGCGACUCCAGCGUUCGGACAAACCGAGCCCGCAAACACCCACGACAGAGCACGAAACGCAGGGGCCGUGCACAGAAAGAUACACAGACGACGGUCGCAGCGUGGCAAGCAACAGCAAGCGUGCUGAUUCUCGCGGACGCUCAAGUCACCGAGAUCGCUUUUCCUGGAGGGCCCGGGGCCGUUAUGGAGGCUCUUAUGGAAGCGCUGAACGAAAAAGGGGCAUCGAGCAGCCAUACUACCCCGAAUACGACUGGCCCUACCAAAGACGUGAUCGUUCUGGCUGCUCGAAUCGAACGCGAGACUACGACCCAGAUGCCCCAUCUGAUCAGGACCAACGUCGCUACAACCGCCGACUAGUCAAUUACGGAAACUAGCAUUGUCGAGCAGGAGACGCUUCAUCCCAUCCUGCGCAGUUCUCCAGAGGUUUUGAGAAAGGACAAACCGCUGGCCUGCAGCCACAUCUUGCGCCGUUCCGUCGGAGCAAGGAGCAUGAAACAGCAGGCGGUCCCACGAUUCACCUCGCGCGCACGCCCAGGCCAAUUUCGCGCUUAGAGCUUGAGAUAAUGUCUGCCUGCAUGACUGAGACAAGGCGGUGCUGUGUGACAGGCACAGCAAGGGGAGGAUGUGACGCGGGUUUGUGGACCAAUGUACCGAUGUAGCGCCCGACGAUCGGCGAUUGGUUUGAGGGAGGUGUCCGGGGUUGCUGCGACAGGACACAAUGCCUUGGCCCCACAAACCCGGGCUGGGCAUCACACGAUAAUGCCUCGACUGCUUCCUCGGUUUUCACCACUCCCGCCCAACAGACCUUCCGCAUUCGGCCCAGUCUCAACC